AUGCAUUUCUCUCCCGUCGUAUUCAUCGCCCUCUCGGUCCUCGGGGUGACCGCAGCACCCGCACCCGCCGAGCUUCACGGCUACGAGGCGCGCGGGAUAUUCGAGGUGAUGCACAAGCUGGGGCUCAGAUCAGAUACCCAGGAAAGUCGCCAAAAAGAGUACGAUGAGUGCGUCGAGGCGGCCAAAAAAGACCGCAAGGUCAAACUAGAGAAACCCGUCGCGGACGAGACCGAAAUCAACACUGAGUACCUUCUAUACCUGGCGUUAUGCGACAAGAUCUGGACUGCAUUACAAGAUCAAUAA
This is a messenger RNA of Anthostomella pinea, 303 nucleotides long. Lineage: Eukaryota; Fungi; Ascomycota; Sordariomycetes; Xylariales; Xylariaceae. The record is from the annotation of a GenBank genome assembly.